Boleophthalmus pectinirostris (great blue-spotted mudskipper) is the source of this 2555-nucleotide messenger RNA. RefSeq names its product secretogranin-2b-like. The record is from RefSeq and is a predicted model, not a curated record. Gene Ontology annotation, cellular component: secretory granule. Lineage: Eukaryota; Metazoa; Chordata; Actinopteri; Gobiiformes; Gobiidae.
ACCAGAGGAGAUGCCAUACACCUUCGCGACUGUCUGACCUCCAUUGCCAAAGGUAGUCAAAAGCCUAUAAUGCUGCAUUUCCACCACAAGUUGCCCACGGGGGGAGCGGCGCUCCUGCUCGCCGCCCUGCUUUGCGUGAGCGUCGCGCAGGCUGCGUCUCUCCCCCGCCACUACAGGCUGCGAGGCGGGGACGGUGAUGUCCAGCCGUCCCCGGAUAUGAUGAAAGCCUUGCAGUACAUCGAGAACCUGAAACAACGGAACGAGGGCCGUGGCGAGCCGGCGGACUAUGAUGAGGUGGAGAAGUUUCGUGUCCUGCUUCAGUUGGCCACACAGCAGCAGCAGGAUGAAGCCGCACCGGGCACACUCCAAAGGCAGGACAUCACCGCUGAGCAGCUCAUGAAAGCUCUGCUCCGCUCUCUGCAGGGAGACCAAGGAGCAGCCCGCCACCGGCGUGCGCACCGGCACCGCACAAAAGACACGGAAACGCCCGAGAGUGCGCCUGUUGACUACAGCAACACACCCCGGGCGCACAAGAAAUACCCUCUAAUGUUUGAGGAUGAGGAGAAUACAGACGCCUCUAAACGGGCCACAGAGGACUUAGAUGAGCAGUACACUCCUCAAAGCCUCGCCAACCUGCGAUCCAUCUUUGAUGAACUGGGGCGCAUGCCAAUGGUACAGAAGAGGACCUUGCAAGGGGAGGACGAAGACCAGGACGAGGACAUACUGAGCCUUAGAAGCCAAGCCUAUGAGGAUGUAGCUGGGGGAGAGGAGUGGGUCCCUGUGGAGGAGAGGGAGGAGACUGAGGAGAUGGUGAAUAAAAGUCGUGAGGAGGUGGACCGAGCCACAGAACCAGACAGUGAGGAAGAAGAGGAGGUGCAGCGCAGGGCCAACCAGGACCAGGAGGAGGCCGAUGAUGAUACUAAAUUAGUGGACUACUAUCUGCUCAAAGUGCUGGAAAUGAGUGACCAGUCACAGAAAAAGCGAGAUGUGGAAGGAGAGCAGAAAAAGAGGUUGAUCCGUCCCUCUAUUGUGGAUCCACGCACAGUCAAAGAGCUGCUAGAGCUCUCCCUGAAGCUCCACGUCCCCCCACAGGACCUCAUCGACAUGCUUCUCACAGAGGAGCUCCGGAAGCUGCACCGUGACCCCCAGGGCUCCACCCGCUUCUCCACCACCACCGGGCAAACCCCCAAAAUCAGAUACUUCAGCCGCAGGCUGCCAGUCAAGAGCAAGACACAGCCAGAGGACAUGGACAGAGAGGACUUCUUAGACAUCAUUGGAGUGGAGACCAUCAGUAAUGAGUACCCAGUGAUCCAGCGCCCCAUGAAAACUGCUCCAUCUUCAGACAGGAUCUCUUCACUUCCAGCUUUGAGCUCAGGGCCAGUCAGAAUCCCAGCCCCCUCUGGACGCAGAGAGAAUCUGUUCCUUUCUGAGCUUAACAAAAUGCCACUCAAGCGUCAAACUGACACAGAUGAUGAAGAUGACGAUGUUGAAGAUGAGGUGACCACGUACCUGGCAGCCAAAAUCCUUACAGAAUACCCCAACACCAUCAACAAGAGAGACACCCAGGCGCAGCUCAAAGGACAGUUCCCUUAUGAGCUUUACGAGAAGGCCAUGAAGGACUAUUUAGAUCAAAAUGAAAAGAGACCAGUGGCCAAAAGGGAGACCGAAGUCACAGCUACUGAAAAUGUAAACCCCACAGAAAUGCAAAAAGACGCCCCAUUUGACAAGACACAAGCUCCUCAAACCACCAACGAAGAGGGAGAGAAUAAGGAGAAAGUGGUGGCAGGAAUGUAAAUUUAAGGUUUGGAGAUCAGACGCACGUGUUUAAGGUUUUAGUAUUUAUACCGUCUUAAAAUAAGUUUGGUGGAUGUGAUCUAGUUUACAGAUUUCUAUUCUAAUAAGUUUAUGGUAUUAUACUGGUAUUAUAUCUACCCUAAUGAAAAAGAACUAUAGCAAUUUUACCUUUGUAAAAUAUAUAAAUAUAUCAAAGUCCCUAUACUUGCUGCAGGAAUGUUCCAGACAGAUCAUGAGAUUUAAAGGUACAAUCUAUAGAAUACAACUAGUUUGGUCUGUGCCUGUCAUUGCCAAAUCUAAACACCAAUGUAUAUGAAACCCAAAGUGACGUUUGUGAUGUUGUUUGUUUACAUAUAUGGUGUUUGUAAACAGAAAACUGGCCUAUAUUUUCAAAUAUAAUCUACAGAGUAACAAUAAUAUUUUUCAUGUGUGUCAAGAUUAUGUACUCAGUAAAAUGCUGCCUGGGCCUUUCAAACUAAAGCUAAAGCUAUUCCACCUUUUGAGACGCUAAGGUGUACAACAAAGUAUCUUGAGAAGAAAAGAUGUGGAGCAGAGAACAAAUGUCUAAUUCAGGGUGAAAUUAUUGUUCUGAAUAUCUGAGUUUUAUUAUGAGACCGUCGCCUGCCUUCCAACCCUUUCAUACUGCAUCAUGUUGGCCUAACAGUGGUUGUGCUCUGUGCGCUCAUUUUUAAACCAUUUUGUACAUGUUCAAUAAUGUGUAUUGAAUCACAGAAGAAUAAAGCAUCAGCGGUAUUAUUUUU